UACAUAUUUUUGAAGUAUCUUAUUUCCAUCUCUCCUCCUACUUCUUCCAGCCUUCUCCACAGGCUGAACAAACCUAACAGAUGGCAAAUUAAUUACUCCACUUUCUUUUUCUUCAGUUUCUGGUGGUGAAGCCAAGAUUUUGAUUUAUUUUUAACAUUGAAAUCCUAAGCUGAAUAAUCGGACAAAUCUGUGGAUUUUCAGAUUGGCCGAGUGUCUAGACAUUUUUGGCAAAUUUGUCGCUUACCUUUUGAUUCUUUACAUUUUCAGCUAUUCAAAUAAGAUCUGCUAUUCCUUCUCAAAUUCAGCUCUCUUUCAACUUGGUAAACACACCUCUCUCUUUCUCUCGGCAUUUUCUCAGUACACACGUGUCACUGGAAAUUAGAAGCUUAGACACUGACGCAACUGUAGAUCUUUCAGGGUCAAAAGUCAGUGUUUUGAUCUGCUUCCUCAAAAUUCAACGUUAGCAAUUCAAAUCAUUUCUACAUACAUUCUUUAGCCUACAAACUCAAAAAAUGAUGCAAAUGAAGACGAAAACCACCGGAAUGCCGCCGAUGAUGAACGGUAGCUCUGAUGCGGGCGAGAAGGAGUGGGAGCUGAGGCCCAGUGGAAUGCUGGUCCAGAAACGCAACCCGGAUUCUGAAAACCGUCCUCCUCCACCUACUAUUCGGGUCCGGGUCAAGUAUCACUCUAUUUACCACGAGAUCAAUAUCAGUUCUCAAGCAACCUUUGGGGAACUGAAGAAGAUGCUGACGGGGCCAACGGGGUUGCACCACCAAGAUCAGAAAUUACUGUAUAAAGAUAAAGAGAGAGACAAUAAAUUGUUUCUUGAUAUUGCUGGAGUGAAGGAUAAGUCUAAAAUUGUUCUAAUGGAAGACCCAAUUAGCCAAGAAAAACGGUACCUCGAGAUGAGAAAGAAUGCUAAAGUGGAGAAGGCUGCUAAAACAAUAUCAGAGAUCACUUUGGAAGUCGAUAGGCUGGCUAAACAGGUUUCUGCACUGGAAUCUAUAAUUUCCAAAGGUGGGAGAGUUGUAGAAAAGGAUUUGAUAAAUCUGACAGAGUUAUUGAUGAAUCAGCUGGUUCAAUUAGAUGGCAUUAUUGCUGAAGGUGAUGUGAAAUUGCAGAGAAAAAAUCAGGUGAGAAGAGUGCAGAAGUGUGUUGAAACAUUAGAUGUGUUGAAGAUAAAAAAUUCAGUUACAACCAGCAACGUCGAUCACAUUGAAAAAGACCAAUCUUCCCCAGCUCACCAGCAUCAAAGGCAUUCCAAUAAGCAAGCCACAUCACCAGUUCAACACGAAAAAUCGGUAAAAACCAAACAACAGCAGCCAUCAAAGAACUCAACCUCAGGGUCUGUAGUUAUAACGACGCAAUGGGAAACGUUUGAUUCCAUGCCAGCGCCAUUGCUGGACCAUUUCUCAUCACCUACAACCACACCAAGCACCCAUGCUGCAGCUGUCCAACCGCGACUCAGUUGGGAUUUGCUUUGAGUAAGUUGUAGCCAAAAGUGUUUGUGCUAGUUUAAAGGAUCGUUUGGUGUGAAUUUCUCCUUUCCCUUGUUGGUUUGGUACCUAUUCUCCAUUCUUUUAUGUAUCUAGAUUUUUGUGAGAUUCCCCUUUUUUCAUGUAUCUCCAACUUAAGAAAUAAUCUGGGGGUUGCUGCAUAAUAGUUAUUACUGGAGUAUUAGGUUGUAUUUCCUCUUCCAAGUUCUCUAUUAUGCUAUCAUCAAUUUUCUACUGUAAUGUUUGUGGUGUUGAUACGUACGGCAGUAAGAUCAUACUAUUGUGUAUUUCCGAUUGUAAUGUUAUUGAAGUUGCUAGGUAUA
Molecule: messenger RNA, 1819 nt
Organism: Nicotiana tabacum (common tobacco)
Lineage: Eukaryota; Viridiplantae; Streptophyta; Magnoliopsida; Solanales; Solanaceae
Product: BAG family molecular chaperone regulator 1
Biological process (GO): protein stabilization
Cellular component (GO): cytoplasm
Molecular function (GO): adenyl-nucleotide exchange factor activity; protein-folding chaperone binding
Source: RefSeq, a predicted model, not a curated record